Messenger RNA from Cricetulus griseus (Chinese hamster), 3581 nucleotides. The record is from RefSeq and is a predicted model, not a curated record. Lineage: Eukaryota; Metazoa; Chordata; Mammalia; Rodentia; Cricetidae.
CCUGAGGCUACGCUGAUUGGCGGACCUAACGGGCAGCGCUUCCGUCUUCUCCCCGCCUGGCAGCCCUUGGUUUGCUCGCUCGGUAGGCUCCGUGCUCGCCGCAGGUUGAGAAGGAGGCACCAUGGAGCUACCCCCACCACGACCUGUCACCCACCUCAUUUUUGACAUGGAUGGACUACUUCUAGACACCGAGCAGCUGUACUCGGUGGUGUUUCAGGAGCUGUGUGGUCGCUACGGGAAGAUGUAUAGCUGGGAGGUCAAGUCCCUCGUGAUGGGGAAGAAGGCUCUGGAAGCCGCACAGAUCAUCGUCGACUUCCUGCAGCUGCCCCUGUCCAGGGAGGAGCUGGUGGAGGAGAGCCAGGCCAAGCUGGCAGACCUGUUCCCCACGGCUGCCCUCAUGCCGGGGGCUGAGAAACUGAUCCAGCAUCUCCGAAAGCAUAGUAUUCCCUUUGCCUUGGCCACCAGCUCAGGCUCCUCGUCCUUUGAAAUGAAGACCUGCAGGCACAAGGAAUUCUUCGGGUUGUUCAACCACAUCGUGCUGGGAGAUGAUCCUGAGGUCAACAGUGGGAAGCCAGCCCCAGACAUAUUCCUCUCCUGUGCACGGAGGUUCAAUCCCACUCCUGCCCCAGACAUGUGCCUCGUCUUUGAAGAUGCUCCCAAUGGAGUGGAGGCAGCUCUCGCAGCUGGGAUGCAGGUUGUCAUGGUUCCCGAUGAAAACCUGAGUCGAGACUUAACAAGAAAGGCCACAGUGGUGCUGCAUUCCCUGGAGGACUUCAAGCCUGAGCUGUUUGGUCUGCCUGCCUACGAGUGACAGGAGGCAGCCCUGGUGCUGCCAUGGGCUGUGUGACAUCCCUGGGGGUUCACAUGGCUUCAUUGGGGUCACAUAGGUGGUGGUGGGGGGCGUCUUGUUCAGGAUCCAUGCCACUAAGAAGGAAGGGGAAGGCAAUGUAUGGUACUACCUUGAGCCUGCUUAUACAUUGCAGCCUUGUGAAUGUGGCCAUCCCCAUCUGUACGCCUCAGCUCUCUCUCUGAAGUAUGGUUGGGUCAGUAGAUAAGGGAGACGGCUCAGGACACAGCUUGAGUACAGUCAUGUAAUAAAGUGAUGUCUAUGAAGGAAAUGAACAUGCACAUACAAACACACAGCAUUGUGUGACUUUACCGUGCCAAUAUAUACCAUACAUAUAUUAGUAUAUAUGUAAAUGCAUAAUGUUCCAGAAUGGAAUCGUAUUUGUGUUUGUUUCCUUAUAAUCUUUGUGAAUGUUGGCCUUUGGAAAUUGUACACACACACACACACACACACACACACACACACACACACACAUAUGUCAUUAUAUAUGUAUAUGUGUAUGUAUAGAUCCUGUGUGUAUGUGUAAUAGAUCAUGUGUAUGAUAGAACACUCCAUUGCCUUCAGGGUGGACAUUAAUGUUGCAGUACCAACUGAUGGGUAAAUCCACUCUCUUUCCCCUUCUGACCUUAAUGGCAGAUUAGCCUAAUGAUGGAUGAGCAUCAAGAAAUAUCCUUUCUCUCCAGCCUUACCAUCAUCAGAUACCUCUCUGACCUUGGACUCCAUGCCUGACUGAGCUCCAUUUCUAGGAGAUCCCUCUGUCUUAGUGUGUGUCUGCAUAUCUUUUUUAUCUACUCCCUCAUCUAUGUUGGGGUGUUUUCUACCUCAAGGGAAAAAAUAGAAUUUCAUUUUUCUUGAUGUAACAAAUUUAUUUCAACAUUGCUGAUUACAUGUCUGGUCUGCUGUUCAUUCCUCUUCAAAAGAGUUCUGAUGUUUUGCUAGCACCCUUACAGUGAUGAUUUAGUUGUGUAAUAGUUUAACAAGAGUCAUGAUUUUACCUUUAAAUAAAAUAUCCUCCAACCAUCAUAAAAUAAGUAAGUGAACUAUUUUAACUGUCAUAUGAAUUGUGAUAUUUAUCCAUUGGCCAGUUUCAAGGCACUGUAGGUCAAGGUUAAAUAUAUAUAGAAGAGAAUGGAGAGUUGCAUUGCAGGUAAUAGCAGAUCAAGAAUAAAUUCCAUCUUUAGCUGUCCUUGUCAUGCCUUACUAGGUCAUCAUUAGCUGCACACCAGGAGCUUGUACUAGAAGCCUAAAAAAUGACCUUUUUUCCAUCACUGGUACUUAAAUUUUAGUAAGAGCUGGGAUCCAGUUCUUUAAAAAAAUUAUUUAAAUCAUGUUUCCAUUUUGUGAGAAUCAGUUAAUUAUACUUAAAUUCGAUGCAUAUCUUUGAGAGAGAUAGGGCCUCUGUUGACCCAGAUGGACUUAAGGUGUAAAAGCCAACCAGAGACAGUCACUGUGUAGUAGUUAGUCUCAAGUCAGUGAGGAAUAAAGACACAGACAAAGAAGUGAAUGAAGCAAAGGCAGGUUAUCAAGAAAAUUUGAGAAAGCUCCUGAGUGGGAGAGACCCAAAGGAGGAUAAAAUGGAUGAUCUGCCUGCAUAGAGCCUUUUUUUUUUUUUUGGUUUUUCGAGACAGGGUUUCUCUGUCUAGCUUUGGAGCCUAUCCUGGCACUCACUCGAACUCACAGAGAUCCGCCAGCCUCUGCCUCCCGAGUGCUGGGGUUAAAGGUGUGCGCCACCAACGCCCGGCACGUGGAGCCUUUUUAUAGGACUUGGGGCAGAAGCUAGACAAAGACUGAGGUAAUUUCUGUUAAGGUAGUUUAAUUCUAUAGGUAUAUUGUAGACCUAGCUAGUGGGGUACCCACCCACUUUGGGCAUUACACUCUGGCCCAGCCAAAGGUGUCCACUUGCUGCUUGCCAAAUUGGAGGAGUCACAUUGAAGCCCCAUUCUGUCUCUUUAAUUUAUUGGUUAGCUGCUGACCCAGGCUCACUUGCUGGUGAUACCAACCUUAGCAGGUAUGGCUGGUCUCUGACCAUGGCAGGAAUCUUGCUCCUCUUUGUUCUCAAUGUUGAGGUAGCUGCUUUGAAAUUUAACUGCCAACCUAUUUUUCUUUCCUGCCUACGGAGAGCUACCUGCUGCCUAGAGCACAUUUCAUCAAGUCCCAAGACAGAAGAGGUGAAUGAGUGAGGGUCAACAGUGUUGUUGGCAGCACUUCCCCGAGACAGCACCACUUCCAUUGGGAUACUUCAGAUCUCCUGUGCAGCAGAGAUCAGCUGACUGAGGACUGUGUAUAAGUUUCUUUACAAAUUGAUGGGCAAUGUCCUUCUGGAUGCUGUGAAUAUGUUUCUCUUAUUGGCUGAUGAAUAAAGCUGUUUCGGCCAGUGGACAGACAGGAUGUAGCCAAGCAGGAAGUAUUGGCAAAGCUACCAGACUAGGAGAAUUCUGGGAAGAAGGAAUGCAAAGAGUAAGUCUCAAGGGAGACACCGUGUAGCUGCUGAGGAAGAAAGAGACCCGGGCAUCAUCAGUAAGCCAAGACCACAUGGAGGUACACAGAGUAAUGGAAAUGGGUUGAUAAUUUAGAGAGAUCUAGCCAAUAAGAAGCCUGAGCCACUGGCCAAAUAGUUUAUAUUAAUAUAAGCGUCUGUGUGUUUAUUUGGGACUGAAAGGUCUCAGGACCAAGCAGGUCAGAAACUUCUAUCAAUAACAAAUCACAAUAAAGACCAACUAUAUAGAAGCAAGAA